This is a messenger RNA of Mytilus trossulus (common blue mussel), 1777 nucleotides long. RefSeq lists its product as uncharacterized. NCBI's taxonomy places the organism in Eukaryota, Metazoa, Mollusca, Bivalvia, Mytilida, Mytilidae. Gene Ontology annotation, cellular component: plasma membrane. The record is from RefSeq and is a predicted model, not a curated record. Bases 290 to 1750 code for a protein of 486 amino acids. Gene Ontology annotation, molecular function: G protein-coupled receptor activity. Gene Ontology annotation, biological process: G protein-coupled receptor signaling pathway. The transcript has a single exon.
UGGACUUGUGCAUUAUUUGAAGCACGUAGAAUAAAUUUGAAAUAUAUAUUUAAAGAUUCAUGAUGUAUGAGCGAUAUUUAUAAUAAAGAAUAUGUGAAAUGAUGAAGAUUAUAAGAAAUCGUCUUAUAAUUGCGAUUUGGAUUUUAGAUAUAGUUCACUAUCUAAUUUGUAUGGAUUUACUAUCGUUGACUAGUUUUAAUAUUAUAUAGUGUUAAACAAUAGAGCCGUCAAUGGCGAAAUCAACAUAAAUCAACAUCGUAAACCUUCUACAAUUUAAAAUUCAGUGAGGAUGGAUAAUUCUACAGGGCUAAAUGUUACUGCUAACGAUCUUGAUAUGGCGAACGAUGAAAUGGCUGUUAUUUUACAACCAGUAAUAGCAAUUGUCUGUAUUUAUAUGGUUGUAGGUGUAUUAGGAAAUCCUUUAGUUAUAUAUUAUUAUGGAUUCUCUGUUAAACCGUCUCCAUCCUACAAUUUCAUCGUCCUCGUAGCAGUGUUUGAUCUUAUAAUAUGUUGUAUUUGCAUACCAUUGGAAAUUGUAGAUAUGAUGUUCAGUUAUAAAUUUCCAAGUGCAAUUGGAUGUAAAAUUUUCCGAUUCGUAAACUACUUUUCUAGUGUUGGUACUGGUUUGGUGCUAAUUGCGAUAGCUGUUGAUAGAUAUCGUAAGGUUUGUCAGCCAUUUAAAACGCAAAUUACUAUGAAAAUGGCAAAAAUAGUCAUACUUCUUGUGUGUUUUGCCUCGGUUUGUAUCUCUUGGCCGGGUUUUGUAUUUUACGACAUACAUGCCGUAAACAUUUCGUCUUUUCCCGGAUUAAUUGGAUAUGAUUGCACUACAAUACGAGAAAAGCAAUACAAAUUGUAUAUAUUAAUUUUCAAUGGGGUAUGUUUUCUCAUUUUCCUUGUUAGUAUUAUAACGCUCACAGUACUUUAUAUUCUUGUUGGAAAGAAACUUUGCCAUCUGAAAAGAUUUCGAUUUUCGACUACAACUCAGAAAUCAUCUAAGAAUAUCGAAACCCCGCCGACUAGUUCAAGUGAGAUACAUAGCCAUAGUGGAAGGUUUAAACAUGACAUUAAACCAACUCAAAAACCUAUACAACUAUUGCAGAUAAUCAAGACUAAAGAUGCAAACUAUAAUGCUUCGGUAUAUAGUCAAGGAAAACGACAAACACAUGUGUCUUCUCCUGAAAGGACUCUGAAUUCAAACAACAUAACGCCAUUAUUAACGGGAAAAGACAAUACUAUCCUCUCAACUUUGAAUAGCACAAGUACAAAAGUAGAAAAUUCGCCUACUAAUUUACAGCCUAAAACACUGAACAUUAUGUCUGAUUUCACGGAUUCUGACUCUGACACCAGAAAUUCAAAAUAUGAGUCUAGAAAUAUCAGACAGAGAAGCCUGGUACAAAGGAAAAAGAAAGUUCGAGAUCAGUAUAUACAUUUAAAGAAAUACACGUUAUUAAUGUUUUCAGUCAGUUUGGCAUUCAUUUUGAGUUUUCUCCCUUACCUUGCCUUGAUGACUUGGCGUACACUUGUGCCACAACAUGAAGGAAACCUGAUGACAAAAGACCAACUUGUUGCAUAUAACAUAUUUCUACGAUCCUGGAUUAUUAGUAGUGUGGUGAAUCCUUUGAUAUACGGAUUUUUCAAUGCUGAUUUCAGUUCAUUUGUCUUUGGUGGUUUGCAAAGAUGUAUUUUUUGCGGAAAUAAGCAAAAAUACGAAACUAAUUCAAAACAAGAAUCGUCACGUACAACUUGAUUAUAAAAAAAAAUUUAAUAUUAAAAC